GGAAGGAGUCAGCAAAAGUUGGCGUUCUUGGAAGCUGACAUUCAUGCCUUGUCCAUGAAAAUGUUUUCCCACAUUUAUUUUUGCUCCAAAUUGGUAAGAAACAUUGACGUCGACGGAGAAGCGGUGCUUGCCGAUUGCCAUGGAAGGGACCAUGAUCUUUUUCUAAAUGUCCCAAAAGAUCUGCAUGUUUCAUCGUCUUUUCCAUGAAAUGACUACGACGCCUCCCUCGCCUCUCUAUAAGAUCACCAACUUCAUCUUCACCAUCCAUCCGCCCCCAACUCUCUCUCUCUCUCUAAGAACUUUCUGUCAGCCGAUCGAGGAAACACCGGCCGGCGGCCGGCUGCAGAGGAAAACACCGAACGGCCAGCCAUGAAGAAAAAAGUGGUGCUGAGAGUGGAAAUGUGCUGCAACCGGUGCCGCACCAAAUCCUUGGAGACCGUCGCGUCAAUUAAUGGUGUGCUGUCCAUAGCGCUUGAAGGGGCAGAAAGAAACAUGGUUGUGGUGGUCGGCGAGGACAUAGACCCGGUGACCAUGACCAAGAAGUUGAGAAAGAAGGCUGGCCACACUGAGCUUGUCAAAGUAGAAGCGAUUUCUCCGCGAGACGGAAUGGAUAAUGAUGAUCAAUACCGGCGGCCGGCGGCGGUUUGGAAUGCAUAUCCACCGUCCUACAUAGCAUCAUGUCAGGUCUGUGAGGUGGAUCACCCGACUGUUGGUUGCUCUAUUAUGUGAACGCCAGCUUAUAAACAAACACCAUCUGUUCCCUUAUAUUCUAAAAGUUAGGCUGCUGGGAAAUACUUGCACUCCUAUGUAUUUGUGUUCUUGAUUGUUUCAUGGUGUAUGGACAUGUAAAAUAUUCUGAUCGGACAACCGUCAUCGUCUAUUUGACAUUCAUGUU
Molecule: messenger RNA, 895 nt
Organism: Nymphaea colorata (pocket water lily)
Lineage: Eukaryota; Viridiplantae; Streptophyta; Magnoliopsida; Nymphaeales; Nymphaeaceae
Product: disease resistance protein RGA5-like
Exons: 3
Coding region: 370-729 (119 amino acids)
Molecular function (GO): metal ion binding
Source: RefSeq, a predicted model, not a curated record